Lagenorhynchus albirostris (white-beaked dolphin) is the source of this 560-nucleotide messenger RNA. Its product is annotated as histone H2A type 1-like. The coding region runs from base 1 to 387 and encodes 128 amino acids. The transcript has a single exon. Gene Ontology annotation, cellular component: nucleosome. Gene Ontology annotation, molecular function: structural constituent of chromatin; DNA binding; protein heterodimerization activity. The record is from RefSeq and is a predicted model, not a curated record. NCBI's taxonomy places the organism in Eukaryota, Metazoa, Chordata, Mammalia, Artiodactyla, Delphinidae.
AUGUCUGGACGAGGAAAAGAGGGCGGCAAAGCGCGAGCAAAGGCCAAGACCCGCUCCUCGCGGGGCGGGCUCCAGUUCCCCCUGGGCCGAGCCCACGGCCUGCUUCGCAAGGGUAACUAUGCCGAGCGGGUCGGGGCCGGCGCGCCGGUGUACCUGACGGCGGUGCUGGAGUACCUGACGGCCGAGAUCCUGGAGCUGGCGGGCAACGCGGCCCGCGACAAGAAGACGCGUAUCAUCCCGCGUCACCGGCAGCUGGCCAUCCGCAACGAAGAGCUCAACAAGCUGCUGGGCAAAGUCACCGUCGUUCAGGGCGGCGUCCUGCCCAACAUCCAGACCGUGGUGCUGCCCAAGAAGACCGAGAGCCACCACAGGGCCAAGGGCAAGUGAAUCUGCCGCAAAGGCUCUUUUGAGAGCCACUAAACUCUCAUUAGAGGACUGUGAUCACAACAUUUGGAGAGCUUUGAACGUGGCGGUGCGCGCGCACCCUGACGCAUAGCCAAUCACGUUAGGGCGGCAAGUUUAAAAAAAUUGCUUAAGUUUAAAAAAGAAUUUUACCUUAU